Haliotis rufescens (red abalone) is the source of this 3621-nucleotide messenger RNA. Its product is annotated as eukaryotic translation initiation factor 3 subunit C-like. Lineage: Eukaryota; Metazoa; Mollusca; Gastropoda; Lepetellida; Haliotidae. Gene Ontology annotation, biological process: translational initiation. The record is from RefSeq and is a predicted model, not a curated record. Gene Ontology annotation, cellular component: eukaryotic translation initiation factor 3 complex. Gene Ontology annotation, molecular function: RNA binding; translation initiation factor activity; translation initiation factor binding. The coding region runs from base 167 to 3037 and encodes 956 amino acids. The transcript has 27 exons.
ACAGAGAAGAGUGACGUUGAAUAUCCCAUGUGGUAAAUUCUGAAAGUUUCACCACGAAUCUGCUGCAAUCUUUUUUGCAUUUGGGGGAUUAAUUGAGCCUCUUUCUGUACAGUAUUUAAGAAAACUAUCAGCAUAUGCUUUCUGUAUCCAUAAAACAGAAUCAAAGAUGUCGCGUUUCUUUCGUGCGGGUUCCGAAUCGGAAUCGGAGAGUGAGUCGAGCGGUGAGGAGUUGCAGCCCCAGCGCCCAACUGCUACCAGGGCUGUGUUUCAGAUGAGUGAUGAUGAAGAAGACACAAAGAGAGUUGUUCGCAGUGAGAAGGACAAGAGGUAUGAGGAGAUCAACAAUGUCAUCAAACAGCUGAAGAAUCACAAGAAGAUCAAAGACAUGUCCAACGUCCUCACAGACUUCGAGGGUCUGGGCAAGGCAUAUGAGAAGGCCAGGAAGGUGGUGGACAAGGAGGGAAUCCCACGCUUCUACAUCCGCUGUCUGGUGGAGCUGGAGGACUUCGUCAAUGAGUGCUGGGAAGACAAGGACUGGAGGAAGCAGAUCAGCAAGAGCAAUGCCCGGGGGCUGACCACACUCCGACAAAAGCUGAAGAAGUACCUGCGUGACUUCACUGACGAGGUGACCAAGUACCGGGACAACCCAGAUGCCGGGGAUGAUGAAGAAGUUGCCGCCCCGCCAAAGGAAGUGGAGUCAGAUGAAGAUGAGGAUGAGGAUGACGAGGAUGUAUCCAGCAUUCCUCGGCGACCAGCCAAGAAGAUGCUUGACGAUGAUGACAUGGACAGUGACGACAGUGACUCCUGGGACAGUUCAACCACCGAGUCUGAGUCGGACUCCGGGGACGAGAAACUGGAUACAAUGAAACUCACAGCAGAAUACUUCUUGAAAAAGACAACGGAAGAUGAGCGCCUGAAGAGAGAAGAGAGGAAAAGAGAGCGGAAGAAGGAGAAAGAGGCAAAGAAGAAGUCAAAAGAUGACGAAGAUGGAGAAUGGCAGGAAGUGGUGGGAGGAGUGCCGCUCAUGACAGAGAAGCCCAAGAUGUUCCGCAAGGACGAGGAGAUUACCCACGAGGCCGUGCUGAAGAAGCAGACAGAGAUCCUAUCAGCUCGUGGAAAGAAGAGCACAGACCGAUCGGAGCAGAUUGAGCUUUUCAAGGAGCUGCUGACAGUGUCUGAUACGGCCAAUCUCGGACCUGGCAUUGCUGUCAAGAUCAUGUUCAACAUCGUGUCAGCAAUCUUUGACUACAACCCUAACAUUGCCACCUGUAUGAGGUCCGAGGUGUGGGAAAGCUGUCUGGACAACGUGCAGAUCCUGCUGGAUAUGCUGAAGGAAAACGAUGAGAUCGUCAUUGGCGAGAACAUCCCCGACGACACACAGAUAUUUGAUAAAGCUCCGUACCGCGUGCGAGGCUGCAUCCUCACCAUGGUUGAGCGGAUGGAUGAAGAGUUCACCAAGAUGCUGCAGGCCUGUGAUGCUCACAGUACAGAGUAUGUAGACAGGUUGAAGGAUGAGCCGCGUGUGGCAGACCUCACUAAGCAGCUGGAGAAGUACCUGGAGACGCGCGCCACCACGGACGAGAUGUGUCGGGUGUACCUGCGCCGCAUUGAGCAGACCUACUACAAGUUUGACUACAAAGCCAUGGAGGGUGUGGAGCCGGACCCGGCUGAGGAGAACCCCGAGCAGAUGAUGGACCGACUCUGCAAGUACAUCUACGCCAAAGACAGCACGGACAGACUGCGUACCCGCUCCAUGCUGUGCCACAUCUACCACCACGCCCUGCAUGACCGUUGGUACCAGGCUCGGGACCUCAUGCUCAUGUCACACCUGCAGGACACAAUCCAUCACUCGGACGUACACACACAGAUCCUGUACAACCGCACUCUUGUGCAGCUGGGUCUAUGUGGGUUCCGGCGUGGCUUCAUCCGAGAUGCUCACAACGCCCUGGUUGACAUCCAGAGCAGCAACAGAGCCAAGGAGCUGCUUGCACAGGGACUGCUUCCUCAGCGCCAACAUGAACGUAGUGCCGAGCAGGAGAAGAUCGAGAAGCGACGUCUGCUGCCGUACCACAAACACAUCAAUCUGGAGCUGCUGGAGUGUGUGUACCUAGUGUCGGCUAUGCUGCUAGAGAUCCCUUACAUGGCAGCUCAUGAGCUUGAUGUGCGCCGUCGUAUGAUCAGCAAGAACUUCCACCACGUGAUGAAGAUGAGUGAGAGACAGAACUUGACUGGCCCCCCAGAGAGCAUGAGGGAGCAUGUGGUGGCAGCGUCCAAGUCCAUGAAGACCGGUGACUGGAAGGCCUGCAAGAACUUCAUCAUCAAUGAGAAGAUGAAUGCCAAGGUUUGGGAUCUGUUCUACCACAAGGACCAGGUACGUGACAUGAUCACCAACAAGAUCCAGGAGGAGAGCCUCAGGACGUACUUGUUCACCUACAGCAGCGUGUAUGACUCCCUCUCCAUGGACACACUGUCAGAGAUGUUUGAGCUCAACAAGCCUGUGGUGCACUCCAUCAUCAGCAAGAUGAUCAUCAACGAGGAACUCAUGGCCUCCCUGGACGAGCCGACGCAGACGGUGGUGAUGCACCGCACGGAGCCGAGCCGCCUGCAGUCCCUGGCCCUGCAGCUGUCGGAGAAGGUGGCCACCCUGGUGGAGAAUAACGAGCGCAUCAUGGAGAUGAAGCAGGGCAACUUCUACUUCCAGAAGUCCAAUAAUCAAGGCUACCAGCAGAACCAGAACUGGAGCCGGCGAGAUGGGGAUCAUCAGAAAGGUGGUUGGAACCGGCGUGACGGAGAUCAUCAUAAACAAGGUGGUUGGAAUCGUAGAGAUGGAGAUCAUUACAAGCAAGGUGGUUGGAAUCGGCGCGAUGGGGAUCAGAAGCAAGGUGGUUGGAAUCGUCGAGAUGGGGAUCAGAAACAAGGUGGUUGGAAUCGGCGAGAUGGAGAUCACAAACAAGGAGGUGGUGGUUGGAAUCGCCAGGAUCGAGAUCGUGGACAGAACAAUUGGAACCGGAGGGGCCGUCAACAGAGAGCAUACUAAGACUGUACACUGGGGGCGGACUUGUGAUGGAGAUGUCCCAUGGGGUGUCCAGUGGGUGCUGGUGUCUGCUUGUGUUCCUUGUGUUACUAUCUGGGGGCUGAGUCAGUCGAGCAGACUAAAGACUCCGAUAUAACUGGCUCCAGUUGUCCAGCAGACUAUUUAUGAAGACAUUGACAGGUGGAAGAUAUCCGUGUGGUUGUCGGUAGUAUAUCAGUGACCAAUCCACGUGGGUUUGGGGUUAACAAUAAUUUUCAAAUCCUUUGCUAUUUCAUGAUUGUCAUUGGAUGGAGGAAGAUUUUUAAGAUGUUAAGAUGUAAAACGACGUCCAUAUAAGUGAUGAUUUUUAUGUUUCUCCUUUACGAAGACAAUUGUAAAAUACAAUUUUCACAUGUGCUUCUCCAGUGUCAGUUUUUGAUGACAUUUUGCUAUUGUUAGAUGUAUCAUGUUACAUGCAAUUGAAGUUUGUACAUCGAGUACAAUGAUUCAGUUAUCUUUAUCAUCCUGUCUGUUUACGAUGUGCAAAAAUCAAAUUCAAGGAAAGUAAUAUGUACUGUAAAAAAUACUAAUAAACUAUUGUAAAGUUA